Messenger RNA from Euleptes europaea (tarantolino), 1556 nucleotides. It is a transcript of the gene NECTIN3, whose product is annotated as nectin cell adhesion molecule 3. Gene Ontology annotation, cellular component: apical junction complex; adherens junction. NCBI's taxonomy places the organism in Eukaryota, Metazoa, Chordata, Lepidosauria, Squamata, Sphaerodactylidae. Gene Ontology annotation, biological process: symbiont entry into host cell; heterophilic cell-cell adhesion; homophilic cell-cell adhesion. The transcript is spliced from 9 exons. Bases 1 to 1527 code for a protein of 508 amino acids. The record is from RefSeq and is a predicted model, not a curated record.
AUGGCCGGGCCCGUCGAGGCGGCCGCUGCUCCCCCCGGCCGCCUCUUCCCCUCCUCUUUCGCCGGGCGCCGGCGCCGCUGCUGCCGCCGCCGCCCGGCUCUGCCCGCCUUGCCCGGGCUGCUGUCGCUGGGCUUGCUCCUCUCCCGCGUCUGCUGCGGUGCCUUAGCUGGACCAGUAGUUGAUCCACAUGUGAAAGCAGUGUGGGGGAAGGAUGUUACACUGAAAUGCAUAAUUGAUAUAAAUGAAACAUUAACGCAAAUUACAUGGGAGAAGAUACAUGGAAAGAGUGCACAGACUAUUGCUGUUCAUCAUCCUGAAUAUGGAUUUUCCGUUCAAAAAGAAUAUCAAGAAAGAGUAUCACUUAAAAAUAAUUCGCUUACGGAUGCAUCAAUCAUCUUAACAAAUGUUACUUUCUCUGAUUCUGGAGAAUAUGUAUGCAAAGCAGCCACAUUCCCUCUUGGAAACUCCCAGUCAUCAACAACUGUAGCUGUAUUGGUUGAACCAAUUGUGAGCCUAACGAAGGGACCAAACACUUUAAUAGAUGGCGCCAAUCAAACAGUUGCAGCCAUUUGCACAGCAGCCACUGGAAAACCAGCUGCCAAUGUUACCUGGGAGGGAGGUCUUGGUGAAAUGGAAUCCACUUCAACUUCAUAUCCAAAUGAAACAGUGACAGUGGAGAGUCAGUACAAGCUUGUCCCCACCAGGUUUGCUAGAGGAAGACGUAUAACUUGUGUUGUGCGACAUCCAGCUUUGGAAAAGGAGAUAAGACAUUCUUAUGUACUAGACAUUCAAUAUUCCCCUGAAGUUACAGUAACUGGGUAUGAUGGCAACUGGUAUAUUGGCCGAGAGAAUGUUUUACUUAGAUGUAAUGCUGAUGCAAAUCCACUACCAAUGGAGUUUACGUGGAGUCGGUUGGAUGGACAAUGGCCUGCAGGUUUACAGCCUUUAAAUAAUACUCUGCAUUUUCUCAGCCCAUUGACUUACAAUUAUACUGGAACUUAUGUUUGUAAAGUGGCCAAUUCUCUUGGCCAAAGAAGUGAUCAAAAGACCAUCUACAUACUAGAUGUUCCAUUUAAGCAGUCGUCAUCUGUAGCUGUAGCUGGGGCUGUUAUAGGAGCUGUACUUGCUCUCUUUAUAAUUACAAUUUUUGUGACGGUACUGCUGACUCCCAGGAAGAAAAGGCCCUCUUACCUGGACAAAGUGAUUGAUCUUCCUCCAACACACAAGCCUUCAUCUUUGUAUGAAGAAAGAGCUCACUCUUUGCCUCAGAAAGAAAUAUUUCUUCCAAAAGAGCACUUCUCAGUGCAGAAUCAACAUAGAGACAUGGAUGUUGGAAAUAUGCAGCAUAAAAAGAUAGUAAACUGCAGGCAAUUUACUUAUGAUGAUGAAAAUCUCUUGGCUCAAGACAGCCAUCAACAAAUGUACCCAACUUACAAGCAAACGAAUUGCAAAGACUGGAGCAGUAAGAAGCAUCAAAAUCCGGACAACGGAAGAGUAUACAUCAAUCCUCGGGAACAUUAUGUGUGACUGAGUUGUAACAACUUACAGUUUAAUCA